GGUGCAGCCGGGACGCGACAGCUCCGGAGCCUCCUGCCGCUCCAAGUCCUCCGCCGCCGGCCGGGAGUCAGAGCGCAUGACGCUGCCCGCCUCGGGGCCUCGGGCGCGGCGCCGGCGAGCUCUCCCCCGGCGGCGGGGGUGGUAGCGGCCGUUGGAGUUUCCCCGGCCGGGCGGCCGGCGUGGGCGCAGCUAGGCGCGGGGCGGGCCGGCUGCGCCGCGGGAGGAGGGACAAAGGGGAGGCUCCCCGUGGUGGCGAACGGGGUCCGCCACUGCAGCUUGGAGUUCAGAGCUGCGGCGAGGAGGACGUGCGGGAAGCGCGCGCGAGAUGCCGGUGCGGGGAGACCGCGGGUUCCCACCGCGGCGGGAGCUGUCGAGCUGGCUGCGCGGCCCAGGCAUGGAGGAGGUGAUAUGGGAGCAGUACACUGUGACCCUGCAGAAGGAUUCCAAAAGAGGAUUUGGAAUUGCAGUGUCGGGAGGCAGAGACAACCCCCACUUUGAAAAUGGGGAGACGUCAAUCGUCAUUUCAGAUGUGCUCCCAGGUGGACCUGCUGAUGGCUUGCUUCAAGAAAAUGACAGGGUGGUCAUGGUCAAUGGCACCCCCAUGGAGGAUGUUCUCCAUUCGUUUGCCGUUCAGCAGCUUAGGAAAAGUGGGAAGAUAGCAGCCAUUGUGGUCAAGAGGCCCCGGAAAGUUCAGGUGGCCCCGCUGCAGGGCAGCCCUCCUCUCAGUCAUGAUGACCGAGGUUUUGAAGUGAUUGAAGAAUUUGAUGGCAGAAGCUUCCGCAGUGGCUACAGUGAGAGGAGCCGGCACAGCAGCCACGAUAUGCUCAGCCACAGCUGGGAGGACAGUAGGGAGAGGGGGCGGCCCCAUCAGCGCACACAGAGCCGGGAACGAGAGCGCAGCCGUGGCCGGAGCCUGGAACGUGGCUUGGACCACGAAGACUAUGGGCGCAGCCGUGAGCGCAGCCGUGGCCGGAGCCUGGAACGCGGUCUAGACCACGACUUUGUGCCCCGGGACCACAGCCGUGGCCGUAGCAUCGACAGGGACUAUGACCGAGACUAUGAGCGCUCCUAUCACCAAGCCUAUGAGCCUGACUACGAAGGCGGCUAUAGCCCAUCAUAUGACCGCAGAGCCCAUCCAGAGACCCGCUAUGAACGGAGCCGCAGCCGAGAACACCUACGCUCCCGAAGCCCCAGCCCCGAGCCUAGGUCACGGCAGGAACACAAGGGCCAAUAUGACCCUGACAGGCCCAUCGGGGUCCUUCUGACCAAAAGUAAAGCAAACGAAGAGUAUGGGCUCCGGCUGGGGAGUCAGAUCUUCAUCAAGGAAAUGACCAGAACAGGACUGGCAACCAAAGAUGGCAACCUUCAUGAGGGGGACAUAAUUCUCAAGAUCAAUGGAACUGUUACCGAGAACAUGUCUCUAAGUGAUGCCCGGAAGUUAAUAGAAAAGUCCCGAGGAAAACUGCAGCUUGUGGUGUUGAGAGACAGCAAGCAGACCCUCAUCAACAUCCCGUCCCUAAAUGACAGCGACUCUGAAGUGGAGGAUAUCUCGGAAAUAGAGUCCAACCGAUCUUUUUCUCCAGAGGAGAGACGCCAGCAGUCUUCUGAUCAGGACUAUCAUUCCUCCACCGAGAAGCUGAAGGAGAGGCCGAGCUCCAGAGAGGAGACCUCAGGCAGACUGUCCAGGAUGGGUGCCACACCCACGCCGUUCAAGUCCACGGGGGACAUCACAGCUGCGGGUGUCAUAGAGGCCAGCAAGGAGCCCAGGUACCAGGAGGAAACCCCAGUUCCACAACCCAGAACAGCCCCAAGAGUUUUUCUUCGUCCUAGUCCUGAAGAUGAAGCAAUAUACGGCCCUAAUACCAAAAUGGUGAGGUUCAAGAAGGGAGACAGCGUGGGCCUCCGGUUGGCUGGUGGAAAUGAUGUUGGGAUAUUUGUGGCUGGCAUUCAGGAGGGCACCUCCGCAGAGCAGGAGGGCUUGCAAGAAGGAGACCAGAUUCUGAAGGUGAACACACAGGAUUUCAGAGGGCUAGUCCGGGAAGAUGCGGUCCUCUACCUGUUAGAAAUCCCCAAAGGUGAAACUGUGACCAUUUUGGCUCAGAGCCGAGCAGAUGUGUAUAGAGACAUCCUGGCUUGUGGCAGGGGAGAUUCGUUUUUCAUAAGAAGCCACUUUGAAUGUGAGAAGGAAACGCCACAGAGCUUGGCCUUCACCAGGGGAGAGGUCUUCCGAGUGGUAGACACGCUGUACGAUGGCAAGCUGGGCCACUGGCUGGCUGUGAGGAUCGGAAAUGAACUGGAGAAAGGCUUAAUCCCUAACAAAAGCAGAGCUGAGCAAAUGGCCAGUGUCCAGAAUGCCCAGCGAGAGAACGCUGGGGACAGAGCAGACUUCUGGAGGAUGCGUGGCCAGAGAUCCGGGGUCAAGAAGAACAUCAGAAAGAGUCGGGAAGAUCUGGCGGCUGCUGUAUCAGUUAGCACUAAGUUCCCUGCCUACGAGAAGGUUUUGCUUCGGGAAGCUGGCUUCAAGAGACCCGUGGUUCUGUUUGGCCCCAUAGCAGAUAUAGCAAUGGAAAGGUUGGCAAAUGAGUUACCUGACCUGUUUCAAACUGCAAAAACAGAACCCAAAGAUGCAGGAUCUGAGAAAUCCAGUGGAGUGGUUCGGUUGAAUACCGUGAGGCAAAUUAUUGAGCAGGACAAGCAUGCCCUGCUCGACGUUACCCCUAAAGCUGUGGACCUGCUCAAUUAUACUCAGUGGUUCCCAAUCGUGAUUUUCUUCAACCCGGAUUCCAGACAAGGGGUUAAAACCAUAAGGCAGAGGUUAAAUCCAACAUCCAAUAAAAGUUCUCGCAAGUUAUUUGAUCAAGCCAACAAGCUCAAAAAAACGUGUUCUCAUCUUUUUACAGCUACCAUCAAUGUGAAUUCGGCCAACGAUAGCUGGUUUGGCAGCUUGAAGGACAGCAUUCAGCAACAGCAGAACGAAGCAGUCUGGGUCUCUGAAGGAAAGAUGGAAGGGAUGGAUGAUGAUGCUGAAGACCGCAUGUCCUACUUAACCGCCAUGGGCGCGGACUAUCUGAGUUGUGACAGCCGUCUCAUCAGUGACUUUGAAGAUACCGACGGCGAGGGAGGCGCCUACACUGACAAUGAGCUGGAUGAGCCAGCCGAGGAGCCGCUGGUGUCUUCCAUCACCCGCUCCUCGGAGCCGGUGCAGCACGAGGAGAGCAUAAGGAAAUCCAGCCCAGAGCCACGAGCUCAGAUGCGGAGGGCUGCUAGCAGAGACCAGCUUAGGGAUGCUAGCCCGCCCCCAGCCUUCAAGCCAGAGCCGCCCAAGGCCAGAAGCCAGAAUAGAGAAGACUCCACCAAGUCAAACCUCUCCGCCACGGCUGGCAGUGAAAUCCCGGGGGGAUCCACCAAGAGCUAUCCUCCCCCUGUCGCAGCGAAGCCUGCCUUUGGGCGCUCCAUCCUGAAGCCUUCCACUCCGGUCCCCAUGCCUGAGAGUGAGGAGGUUGGGGAGAGCACCGAGGAGCAGGAAGAUGCUCCCAGAUCAGUCCUGGGCAGAGUGAAAAUAUUUGAGAAGAUGGACCACAAGGCAAAAUUACAGAGGAUGCAGGAGCUCCAGGAAGCCCAGAAUGCGAGGAUUGAAAUAGCUCAGAAGCAUCCUGACAUCUAUGCGGUUCCAAUCAAGGCCCCCAAGCCGGACGCCGGCCUGCCCCCGCACAUGAGUUCUAGACCCCCAGAGCCACAGAAAGCUCCUUCCAGACUUUACCAGGACACCAGAGGGAGCUACGGCAGUGACCCCGAGGAGGAGGAAUACCGCCAACAGUUGGCAGCACACUCAAAACGAGGUUACUACAGCCAACCCUCCCGGUACCGAGACACGGAAUUAUAGGGCUCUACUCGUGGACUCCUGCAAGGCCACCUGGAGAUCUUCUCCAGUUACAAUGCACUGCAGAGAUAUGAUGGGGACCCAGGCAACAGACAGCACGAGUUAUCAACUGAAGGCUCUGUUUGUGGGACUGGAGUAAAGUUGAUUAUGACUUUCUUGAAUGAAGAGAAACACUACAGUUUGAUAACUGUUACUUGCUUUGGUGUGGACCAAAAUCUGUAUUAAUCUCUCUGUAUUUUUAAUAUGUAUAUUGAGCAAUAACUAUUUUUCCUCACUCACAGCUGCCUUCCAGCACUGCUUCAAUGUGAAGCAAAUGUGAACAGGGAGUAAAAAAAGUACUCCCUCUCAAACUGAAUUCAGAAGUAUUUUAUCAUGACUUUCUAAGUGCCUUUGACAAGAUGUGUCUUACGCUUGCUUCCCUGACGCUUUAUGCAAAGCUAUAGUGGACUAAAACUUUAUUUUGACUAAAUUUUUAUACCAGUUUAGCAGCUGUAACUGCCCCUGCACCAUGCCACCUUUUCAGGGCAUUGCCUUUGUAGUAUUUUCCAUAAAUUCCGACUGUACAUAGGACAGCAACACUCAGGUGUGUGGCUAUCAGUUCUACUUAGCUUGGAGGCCAAGACUUAAGAGUGUUUGUUGUUUGAAACCACGUGCUCCACAAAGGCAGAGACUCGAGAAAAGGGUAUUUUAUUUCCUUUAUAUCAGCAUAUGUACUGACAUCAGGUGGUUUUAUAAUUUAAUAAAAAGGAGUACCUUGUAGUUAAGAAUGA
Molecule: messenger RNA, 4650 nt
Organism: Mastomys coucha (southern multimammate mouse)
Lineage: Eukaryota; Metazoa; Chordata; Mammalia; Rodentia; Muridae
Gene: Tjp2
Product: tight junction protein 2
Exons: 23
Coding region: 326-3883 (1185 amino acids)
Biological process (GO): establishment of endothelial intestinal barrier; cell-cell adhesion; protein localization to cell-cell junction
Cellular component (GO): plasma membrane; bicellular tight junction
Molecular function (GO): cell adhesion molecule binding
Source: RefSeq, a predicted model, not a curated record